Epinephelus moara (kelp grouper) is the source of this 4000-nucleotide messenger RNA. It is a transcript of the gene hoxa3a, whose product is annotated as homeobox A3a. The transcript has 5 exons. The coding region runs from base 1947 to 3200 and encodes 417 amino acids. Gene Ontology annotation, biological process: regulation of transcription by RNA polymerase II. Gene Ontology annotation, cellular component: nucleus. Lineage: Eukaryota; Metazoa; Chordata; Actinopteri; Perciformes; Serranidae. Gene Ontology annotation, molecular function: DNA-binding transcription factor activity, RNA polymerase II-specific; RNA polymerase II cis-regulatory region sequence-specific DNA binding. The record is from RefSeq and is a predicted model, not a curated record.
CAUAAAGGCAUGAAAGGUGUUUUCUGGCCCGAAUCCUUGGCACAUCUUGAAUGCAGAGAGGAUUUUUUAUACCCCGCCGCCAGAGCUCCGUAUAGACGAGAGACCUUGUGGGAGCCAUCUGCAAUCUGUCACCAUCGUCACAGCACUUCUCUGAUAAUCUAAAUUUACAGUAAACUGUCAGCAUGAUGUAUAUUGGUUAAAUAGACCUUCACCUCGCAGUAUAUGCACUGAAAGGGAACACCGUGAUCUGGCUGUUAGAUUAUUUAGUCCUAAAAUAAAAUCUCCAACACAGAGCUGUAACCGUUUUUAUUCACAUUAAGAGCAAAAUGGGUGUUUAAAUUUUGUGGAAAAUUACUUUGAUAGUGUAACAUAGUUUCCAAAUGCUGCCUUUUACUCCAAUGGUCAAUUGGAUGAUUAUUAUCCUAUUAUAUUUUGCUGCAUUGUUGGAGAGUUUUCCAGAUGCUUUAUUGCACUCAGACAUACAACCGCACCUUGCAGGCCUGUGCACCAGAUAACGGAGGUAUUACCUGGACUGUUAUCUAAAAUACUUCUCUGCAGCACUGAAUCGGAUUCUUGAAUCAUGAUAAUAUGUUUAAUGAAGUUAUUCACAGCUGAGACAUUAAAGAAAAAAAGUAGCAACAAGUAGAAUGACCUGCAAAAAUGGAGUAAGUGGAUAAUAGCCGAGCUGAUCUGGCCCAUAUUUAUACAGCACCUAUAUAUAAUAGAAUGGCAGCAGACUGUAAAUUUAGAUAUGAUGUGAAGUCGUCUUACCGCUGACAUUAUGUUGACAUAUUGCCUCUCAGGUGGUCUCUCGGCCAUACGGAUACAGUGGAUAUAUGGCGGAAAGCACAUCAGCUGCCAUUUACAAUGAGUUAGGUGCGAGAAAGCCUGUAAGAUACACAAGAUAGCAGCAGCUCUGCCUUACAGCAACAGUGUGCUCACAUGAAAAAACAUAGCAGGGUUUUGAAGAGCAAAAAGUGAGGCCUGCCUUUGGUUGCUGUGGGAAAAAAGUCACCUGUUUUAAGUCGACUGCAUCCGAAAAUGGAGCUCAGAAAAAAAAUCUCAUAUCAAAUGUAUAAGGCCAUGUGCAGCAGAUCUCUGUAGCUGCACUGUCCCCUAUUCCACAUAUUCUAAAUCACACCUCGGCGUGUGAUUUUCUCGAUAGUUUGAAGUCUUUUGCACAUUUUUAAAAUCCUUCGGGGACCAUGCUGGGUGCUGACCCACGCUAAGUGCUCCCCCAACUCCCCAGAGCUGAACAGACCCCUGCAAAACUGAAGUCCAAGUCCGGGGUGAACCCCAGGUCACUGCGUCUAACAGAUAUGAAAAUGUCGCCUCUUUGGAAAGAGGGGGCACGCCUUGUUGUUUAACAAAGACUGUCAAUGGGCAAGAUUAAUCAGAAACAAAAUGGAAACGGUGUCACUUUGGGGUCAGGCAGAAGUUAUCUCUGUUUAGAAGGAGCGAAUAGAAUAGGAGGGGACCAGAAAAAAAGAGAGGAAAAAAAGCAUUGAAAAGAAAGCUUUCAAUAUUUCCGAAGUUUGGCCUCUUGUUUCUCUGUGCAGAGGCCUUGUUGACGUGGACAGUGUGGAUGAGCUUUGUGAAGAGCUGCUGCAUCUUCAUGGGACACAGAUACAGUGUGGCACCUCGGACAUGGAGAGGAAACAGGACCUGGACGUGAUGGCUGAUGCCGGGGAGCACGAGGAGGAGGAUUUUUCCACAUGCAGACAAGCCUCACCCACAUAAGUUUGGCCCCAUGCAGUAAACAACUUAGAAAUCCAGCCAAGUAAAUUCAGGCCAUCGCACGGUCUCCGAGACACCUUGAACUGCCUUCGGUUCACCCGAGGAGGCCAUUGGCGGAGAGGCGUCACGUGACCACGGGGUGCCAAUGUUAUUCUACAAGGGUGUCAAGACCCUGUCAGUUUCUGAAAUAAAUAUUGGGAAACGGCGAGAUGCAAAAGGCAACCUACUACGACAGCUCCGCAAUUUACAGUGGCUACCCAUAUCAAAGCGCAAAUGGCUUCAGUUAUGAUGCCAAUCAGGUCCAAUAUCCCCGGGCCUCUCAUGUGGAAAGUGAGUACCAUCGACCUGCCUGCUCCCUGCAGUCUCCUGACGGCUCCGUGGCUCUGCAGAAGCCGGGGGAGAUGGCGGAGAGCUGCGACAGGACCACAGCCAUUCAGGCGGCGCAGUCCAAGGUUCAUCCCGAAAGCAAUCAACCGCAGGUGCCAGUGUCAGGCCCACCCCCUCCCUCACAAUCCCCCGGUGCUAUCAGCCAAAACACAAGCAACGGGUCCAACCAGCCCAGUGCCAAGAACGGCUCGCCGACCUCUGCAACUCGCAAACACAUCUUCCCCUGGAUGAAGGAAUCACGUCAGAACACCAAGCAGAAACCCACCAGUAGCUCCAGUUCAGUGGAGAGUUGCCCCGGAGACAAGAGUCCUCCGGGGUCAGCAGCAUCGAAGAGGGCCCGGACAGCCUACACCAGCGCCCAGCUAGUGGAGCUAGAGAAGGAGUUCCACUUUAACCGGUACCUCUGCAGACCCCGGAGGGUGGAGAUGGCCAACCUGCUCAACCUCACCGAGAGACAGAUCAAAAUCUGGUUCCAGAACCGCAGGAUGAAAUACAAGAAGGAUCAGAAAGGUGUUGGAAUGAUGCCCUCCCCUGGCGGACAGUCCCCUCGGAGUCCCGUGGGCCCGGCCUCCGGUGGUGGUGGCGGUGGUGGAGGCUACCUCAACUCUAUGCAUUCUCUUGUAAACAGUGUACCUUAUGAAUCCCAGUCGCCGACGUCUUACAAUAAACCUCAUCAAAAUGCAUACGGCAUGGCCACGUCAUAUCCCCCUCCUUUGAACAGCUCCCUCAACAACUGCCCGCCCUCCCAGAAGAGGUAUCCCGGGACCGACUCGGCCACGCCCGAGUAUGACGCGCAUCCUCUCCAAGGCAAUGGCAACUACGGGACUCACAUGCAGGGCAGCCCCGUUUAUGUCGGCGGAGGUUACAUCGACUCAAUGCCCAGUUCUGGGACCUCAGUUUUCGGUCUGACCCACCUCCCGCACCCGCCGUCCGCAAACAUGGACUACAAUGGAGCAAUCACAAUGGGCAACAGUCAGCAUCACGGAGUGUGUGAUCCGACACCGACGUACACAGACCUAACGCCGCACUACUCUCAGGGAAGAAUCCAGGAAGCGCCCAAGCUGACGCAUCUGUAGCGGUGGCGCUCCCCGGAUCACUCCGCCCAUUGUGUUAUCCACCUCCAGACACAUUACUGCUUUGUUUCCGCGCCUCCUCACGGCUUCCACCUUCUCUCUGCCUUUGUUUAUGUUUUCUAUAGUUUGAUGUGUGAAGUAGCGUAGGAUAAAUAAUCACAACUUGCUUGAAUUUUUCUCUAUUUGCUCGUGUCAUUGUCUCACAAAGACCUUUAUCUGGGCUGUAGGACGUCUAGAGUGGGAGGGAGGGGGGCACAGUAUAUGCAUAGGCCUAUUUAAUCUUUUUUUUUUUAAUCUUGUUUUAAAAUCGAAACUCAAACAGGGUAUUAUGAACAUAUGUUAUUCAUUUUUAAUGUGAAUUUGUCCGUCUUUUAUUUAUCCGCAGUUGAAGAAUUGUGUUUUGCAUUUUGUUGCACUUGUGAAAGGAUCCUUCAAGAGCCACGAGUUGGGAUUAUGAGGGAAAUACAUUUUCAGAAACAAGGGUCAUGCGCUUACACGCAACCUCCCUUGCUUUGUGUUGUUCUAUUGGACUUUCAAAUGUUAUUUAUUUUGUUCGGUGUUAAGAUAAAAGAGUCCUUUAGUAUUAUUUGACACCUCUGCGAUCUUUGUGUGGGGGACAAGGUUGGUGGAAAAUUAGCGUCUCGGCCCUUUUCCAGCCCAUACAUGUAGUCUGCACAAGCUCCUCAGCAGCAGCAGCAGCACACCAUGUUGCUAUUAUAGGCUAUGUUUCCAUUUUUCUUCUUCUUCUUAUUCUUCGAGGAGGUGUUUUAUUUUCUCAGCGAAUGUAAAAUCAAUCAGUCAUG